CUACACGAGCUUGACACUUUAACCUGACAUAUAAUGCUGAUAAAGGAAACCUUAGAGGACUGCAGAGGCGCUGAGUUUCAUUGAACGCUUUAAGAUAAGCAGAAGUUACUGUGACCCUAUGACCCCGAGUUAACGACCCCGUUGCUCUGUGACUGUUUAUUCAGCUGAAGCAUAACAACGAAGUUACGAGAGGAGCUGAAGCAAACGCAGUGAAACUAACUUGGUCAAGCUGAUUGGUCGUUGAAGAUGGUAAAGUUCACUUUCCUCGGGGACAGCUUUAAGUGAAGGCGGGUGCAAUUUCCUCUCCCUUGCUGUCCUACCUUCCCCGAACCCUCUAUGGAGUCAGAGCACGAACAGCUACUCCACAAAAGAAUUUGUCGGUGUUCAUAAUGACAUAAUAAAUAUUAUCUUGUGCUGGGAGGGUGACUGUUAGAAAUGGCCGGUCAGCCACUUUCUACUGUACAAAAGGACAACCAUGGGCAUUUGUCAGAUAGUGGUGGACCAACUUCUGGUGGAGGACGUGUCAAAGGCUACGUACAGGUCAUAACUGACCGACAAGCGUCUUAUUUGACAGGUAAUAAUCUCCCACUCCUAGAGCUGAAGAAGAAGUCAGGGGCGGAAGUAGACUUUGACAAAAACUUAUCACCUGUACCAGGUAUGAAGAUCCUCAUCAUCCGCGGUAAUCCACAUCAGAUCGAGAAGGCAAUCAACCUUAUGAAUGCUGCGUGUGGUAUUGAGGAAACCAUGUUGGCACAAGCUCAGGAAUUUUGGCUUCGAUGGGUGGAGGCCGCGUUCCCUGAACUCGACUCACGCGCCUACUUCCUGCCUCCUGUCUACUUCAACCGCGUGCCGAUGACCAGGCAGACGGUAUCUGGUCAGGAUGUUCUGGUCCUUCAGUCAGCACCUGGACAGCCUAAUCAGUCUAAUCAGAUAUCUACUACUCAAACUUCCAAUUUCAAUCCUCAUGUUCAAGAAAGUGACAUUAGAGCUUAUGAAGCCUUCCAACACGUUCUCUUCUGUUUGCAGAAAAAGUUUGAAGAUAGCAAAGAAGUUUUUGUUGGACUAAGUCAGCUUCGGUUCGGACAGUACCUAGAUAAACCUUGUUACGCUGCCGCGGUUGACAACCUACCCCUAUCUAAGACGUUGCCAAAGUCUUCGUCAAAAGAUAGACAAGGAGCGUUUUCUUUGCUUCUUAUUCACCGAUAUUACGGUUUUGUAGUCUGUGAGGUGAAGUCUUUGGGUAAAAACUAUAGCAAAAGUAACAUGACAGAUUUGCAAUUAAAGGACUGCAUACGGAAUAAACUGAAACACGACAUCUCACAGCUGGACAAAGCAGAGAAAAUGUUGUCUCACCUGGUGUCUGACAUCGCUCCUGAGGUGCGCAUCACUAAGACGAUUGUAGUCCCAAAUAUCACGGCUGUCCAGGUACAACAAGCCAUCUCUGAUGACUCUGAGUUGACUCAGGACCUGUGUCGAUGUCUGGGAACAACAGAAAACGCCGACAUCCCAGGUCUGUGUCUGUGCUCUGACCAGUUGUCUGACCCCAAGACCCCGUGUGACGUCAGUAGUCACGUGCUGAGGGAACUCGGACACUGGUGGCAGCGACGUGUGGCUGGGGCUGGACCUGACCCUCACAUGACUGAUGAUAUCUACAAGAUUCUUCUAGCCAGGUUUUGUGGACCGGCGACAACAGUUACUAUCCCAUGUACAUCUGCCCCACGCCUGUGUCUCAAGACCCUGGGUCAGGCCGCGUCCUUUACGGGGCAGUGCUAUACUGCUGUAAUCACACUCUUCCCGGAGCAAGUUCACCUGCUACACACGGCGCCUCCCACACUCUUUGUCACCGGACCGCCCGGUACAGGUAAAACUGUGGUGCUGCUGCUGAUGGCCAUACAGUGGCUGCAAUGUGGUCACCACGUUCACAUUCUGAGUACUUGGUGGAUUAGUCGUGCUGUGUGCAUGAUAUUGUACCACAAACUUCUACAAGCUGUCAGGAUGGAACGUAUACCAGGGGUAUCUCCCGAAAAAGUUCAUCUCCAUGAGCAUGAUAUUUUACUGGAGAAAAACAUGAUGAAAGCUGUAACUGACUUGUCCCAGUGCGCAAAGGAAGAAUCGCUGUACGUCAUCGCUGAUGAAGUGGGACCUGAGUCAAGGUCAGGCGAUUUUGGAACUUUCUGUGAAGAGCUGAUGAAACAAGUCCGUCGUCUCAGUAUUUGGGCUGGAAGUUGCUAUCAUAAUCAAGCACCGGACGGCUGGCAAGUGGAAUAUUUAAGAAGACCCCUCCGCUCUCCGCCGACCGUCGUCAGGGAAGUCGACAAGACGUGGGACGGUAUCGUCAGCACCUACGGCGAGCGUGGUGUGCGUGACCACACAGACGGUCCACCAGUGAAGCGACUAUAUCACAAAGGCCAGGGUCACAUAAGUGAACAUCCAGGUGACUGUAUGGAAUGCGGUCGGGAGGUGGCCAGGUUUCUACGCAGUCUCCGUGUUGACGAGCCAGGGAGCCACACUGAGAUUGUAUACAACACAGAAACACGUAAAGUAACAACACCACCAGCACUCGAGUGGAGAGACAUGAUGGUGAUGUAUUAUUGGAUGCAUUAUACUGGUGUGAUAGAGGGACUACAAGAAGCAGGUAUCCCAGUGCGGGUGAUGAAAGAUGAUGACAUCGAGGACGUGGCCACGGCCAGCAGUGACGUGGUGUGGGUGGCCCCUGUCGGUCGAGUUCGUGGUCUGGAGAGAAAAGUCGUCGUCUCUCUUGAUCCUGACAUUAAUACAGUUCGACUUCACCUAGUAUCCCGGUGCACCUCACAGCUUAUAAUUGUUUUGAAAGACGAACAAUAACACAUAAAGAACACAGUAUUUAUUGUCUGAAGGAAAGUCUUUCAACACCCUACCUUGAUCGUUCAGUAAUAGAUCAUUUUUACACGUUAAGGUAGUCCACAUUGUUAUUGUAAGCUAGUCGGGAGUAAAUGAAAUCGCAAUACAUUUUGCCACUAAUUUUAUGUUUCAUGACGAAACAUUUCUGCAAAAGAAUCAAGAAAGUCGACUGAACAACUAAGAUCGAUGUCACAAAAUUCAUUUUUUAAAGUCAUUCAAAGAGAAAGGGAUCGAAAAACGAAAAAGGUGUGUGUGUGUGUGCAAGAACGCGCGUGCAUUAGUGUGUAUGUGAACGGGGAGAGCAGGAACGUGAUUUGGGUGGUAGUAUCGGUGUGUGCGUCGGUGAGAGCGUCUGAUGAUGGCUAUUUCUUUUUUGACCUAAACAUCUUUGUUGAGAUGCUCUAAGAGCAUAAAAGGUGAGGAAAAGGGCUGAGGCCAAAAAUGAGUUUAGCUGCUGUUUUAGGAGCUAUCUUGUUUAACUGUAUUGGGGAGCGUGGCAGGUUUCAUCAGUAUUGUGAAAUCAUGUUCAAAACCAGAUUUAUUUUGUAAAGUCCUAACCAGACUUGUUAGAAGUGUUAACCUAUUCAUUUCAAAUCCUGCUGUGCUUAAUCUGCGUCAGGUUUUGCUCGAGUCAGUUUGUUUUACAUUUUAUGAGUGGCGUAGAUGUAUUAUUGUAUUUUUCGUAUGACGUAGAUGUGUAAAUAUAAAUUAAUUGAAAAAUAUUUUUAUUGCUUACAUUGACAGCUAAGCUGACAACAGUAUUGUGCUUAAAAUUGCUGGUCUCUUGAUGUAUAGCAAACUGGUCUCCGUUUUAUUUAAACUCAUUUUGUUUCUGACAACUCUUUCGCAGAUGAUGUUUACCAGCUGUUCCCCUCCCCCCAAACACACACACACACACACUGCUUUCCAGAGUAUUUAAGAUUUUGUUUCAGUUGUGAGGAUAUAGAUCACCAGUAAUAAGCUGAAAUAUACAAAGAUAAAAACAGAAUCUUUUAUUUUUAUCUAAGAUGAAUAACAGAGUCCUCUCCCAGUAUCUGUUAGGAAUGACAAUGCUAAUAUUCUCUUUGCAAUUUCAGCACGAAAUUUAAGACUCAUAAUGACUGCAUAUUUGAAUGUUGAAAAGAAUGUUUGUAACCCUCACUUUUACUACUUAUUACAAACUCAGCAAGAUCAGCUUCAGUCAUCACACUUUAGCAACUCAGACUGUCAAGUUUCUCAUUUAGUAUUUCCAUAUAUCCAAAUUAAACUACCGCAAAACUCUUCUUGCUGGCUUUUACCAGUAUUUAAUUCCCAUCUGACUGUGGUAUUCUAUCCACUUCUCUUAUGGAGACCGUCACAUACGCACGACGUGUUCUCCAUCUGUGCUUCUAGACAUUGGAACACCCUUCAUACCACAUUCACUGUUCUGAUUCAAAGGCAGUGUUAAAACUCUCAUUUAAAAUAUAUUUGGUUCACAAAAUAUGAUGGAAAACUAUUAUACUUGAUUUUUUGUACUCAUUUAGUUACCACUAUGCAUUAACAGAUUUAUUUUAGUUAUAAUAAUAAUAAUGAUGAUGAUGAUGAUGAUGAUGAUGAUUGAUGAUUGAUGAUUGAUGAUUGAUGAUUGAUGAUGAUGAUGAUGAUGAUGAUGAUGAUGAUGAUGAUGAUGAUGAUGAUGAUGAUUCGUACCAUAUAAUUUUGUUUUCUUCCAAUUUGAGGAUGUCACCUUCACUCUACAGUGACUUUCAACGAAAUAAUAACAAUCAAACACAACAACAGUUAAAUUUAAAGAUAAAUAUAAUUUGAAAAAGAAAUCUAAUAACCACGAGCAAUUGAAAUAUUAUAUAUUUAUAUUGAAAAAAGCUCAAACAAAAUCUAAAUCCCUUAAAUAAUAUCUAGUCCGAACACAUUAACCGAUUCUUCUCUAGUAAAAAAUCCAAAUGUUCAGUCGCGCCUGACGACGCAGUCCCCCCACGAAGCUUCCACUUCAAAAUAAAACAGUCUCCACUCCUGCCUCGGCCCUUCCAAUCAGACAGCCGACAAACACAAAGCAGAUAAGAAGACGAAGAAAUAAAACUAAAACCUGAAGAAAAGUACCAGGAUUGAAAAUACGAGAUAUCACUUACCAAGGCAUACCCCUAAACAAUAACCUACUUUCAGCUAUUUACCUCAUACAGAAAAAAAUUAUGAAUACCAAACAUUGGCAUAAACACAAACUCACCUCAACAGGUUUAAUUUGAAAAAGUUUUCUUUCAAGUCUGGUCUGGACAUUUACACAAGAAAGUCUAGUCAGGACUUUUACAAUAACGAGGAGACUGUCAAGUUCCCCGACCCAGUCAAGGGAGAGAUAACCACACGAUUAACGCAAAUCCCUACCCUUCCCAUUUUCUAUCCCUUUCCCUUACGGGGUGUGGGCGGCUCUAAAGAGAAAAGUAGUCGUCUGUUUGGAGACAGAACUAGUCUCACUGACCGACGGCAUAACAUGUCACGAUGCACGGUACAGCUAGUUAUCUCUUUACUCUGCUUUUACAGUUUUGUUUUUGGAAUGUCUUUAGUAGUUCAAAAUUUGAGUUUAUUUUCUAAUGUUUUCGUCCAGUGAAUGCUCUAGAUAGGAAACACAUUUAAUCUUGCUAGAGAUGAAUAUCUUAAUGUGUGGAAAUAAAACAAAAUGUAGUUUAUAACACAAUGAACUGCUUUUAAAGUGUUUGUUUAUAGAUGCACUAUCCUCUGUUGUUUGUUCUUGUUUGUCUGAGAAGGAGAUAUAUAUAGAGAUAGAGAGAGCAUUCGUGUUCAAAAAGAAUUUCUGUGUACAAUCUCUUUAUAUUCCUAUUUCUGUGAAAAUCGACGGCUAAUUAUGGCACUGUUUCAGUUAUUAGCUUGAAAAUGAAAUGUCUUUUAUGAGAUCUGGUCUACUGUUUGUCUGUAAAACAGAAUAUGUUCUUGUUAUCGCAGACAGUGGGUGUAGAUAAAAUACCAUCUCGAAGAAUAUUUGAACAGAGCCUUGGUCUUUAAUUCGUUGAAUUAUAUCCGGAUAAAGACCAUAUUCAUGACACAAUAGGAAGAAGCAGAUGGGAGAUUCCAGAGGUUAAACUGCAGUAUUACAAACUGACAUUCUUUAAGGUUUGCUUUUACUCUCAUAUCCUGUAUAUAAAAAUCCAUUUAGCAAACCCAUGGAAACAAUGACGUUGUGUGUGUGUAUUGAAUGAUAAUCCUCUCUUUAUAUUACUUUUGUAGAUUUCGAGAAGGCAUUUGACAUUAUAGACAGGGAUGUCAUCUGGCGGCUAAUGAUCCA
Pomacea canaliculata is the source of this 6151-nucleotide messenger RNA. RefSeq lists its product as uncharacterized. Bases 436 to 2844 code for a protein of 802 amino acids. The record is from RefSeq and is a predicted model, not a curated record. The transcript is spliced from 10 exons. NCBI's taxonomy places the organism in Eukaryota, Metazoa, Mollusca, Gastropoda, Architaenioglossa, Ampullariidae.